AGCCGAGCCGCCGUACUCUCCCCCUCCCUCUCCUCCUCCUCCUCCCUCUCCCUCUCCUCCACCUCCUCCCUCUCCUCCGCCUCCUCCUCUCAGCGCCAUUGUGUGUCGGAGUCUCCGGCUGGGCACACACGGCUUGUUUUCCCCUCCGUGACCCAGCUAAGCGUUUCCGAGCUCCCCAUGUUUCUGCUCCACUCCCCGCUGGACCUAAAUGUGAUUUAUGUUCGGUAAAGGCCACAAACGGAAGCUGGAUGAGGAUGAAGCGGGUCUGGAAGGCAAAGCGCUGGAGGUGGCGGGCUCUUGUCCGGAGGGUCUGUCCAAAGUCUCGUACACUCUCCAACGCCAAACCAUUUUCAACAUCUCCCUCAUGAAACUCUACACGCAGCGACCUGGCGAGCCUAGCCUGCAACGCCGCGUACUCAUCAACAACAUGCUCCGAAGAAUCCAAGACGAGCUCAAACAAGACGGAACCCUGCGACCGCUGCUCCUCCCCCCCUCCCCUCCUCCUGACGACCCACUGGACGAAGGAUACCGCCAAGCACCGCCCACGUUCGGAGUCCUUGUCCAAUCGCAGCCUUCUGCUUUGCUAAUGGGCCCACCUCCUUUGUCGCCGCACCCAAUGGGAUCACCCGCUUCACCCAAUCCGCCUCCCCUGCCUUCGCUGCCGCCUCAGGACUGCCCUCUAGAGGCGUGUCUCACUCCUGCGUCGUUACUAGAGGACGAUAACAUGGAGAGUAUGGAGAAUGCGACCUUUAGCAUCGCGACUCCACCCACUCCUCCCGUAUCGCCACGUCCCGCAAGAUUCCAAUCAAUGGAGCCGGAUAUCGCUACUUCACGGACAAUAUCAGCUAAUGGUAACACGCUAACCAUUUCUACCUCCCAGCUAGCCAGAGAGCACCGCGUUAAACCGGAACCAGCUAGCGUCUUGCAGGCAGAACUCCGGUUAUUGGACCCUUUACCCACACUGCCCUCUGGAGGUAGCCUAUCCCCGGACCCGCCCUCUUCUUCGCCAUCCGGUUUCCUUUCCGAUUUAGCUUUAGAUGACGUCCUAUUUGCUGAUAUUGACACGUCUAUGUACGAUUUUGAUCCCUGUACAACAACAACGACAUCAACGACGACAGGAAGUGCGGCCAUAGCGACAGCAGUGGGCGGGAUUUCCAAAAUAGCGCCCGUGGUAACUGCGGACGACCUCAUCAAAUCGCUAGCGUCGCCAUACAAUGGUCCCGCCCCCCAAGUUUCGUCCAAUCAGCCUUUCAAGAUAGAUUUAACAGAACUUGAUCACAUUAUGGAAGUAUUGGUUGGGUCCUGAUUUACUUUAAACAUCCAGGAAAAAGACUGGAAAUAUUUUGGGGGGAAUUUUUGGAGUUUUAAAUGUUUUGUUUUGGAUUAUUCUUUUAUUUUUAUGAUAAAUGAACUGUUAAUGUCGGAAAAUUGUAAGCAUCAAAAUUAAGAUGUCAGUUUGAACUACUCCAUGCACUGUGCUGGCCUUUUCUGAAGAAACCGGGACGCAAUUCAACACACAACAUUCAUGCUUGUAUUUCUAAUUUCAUAAAGAUUUAGAUGCACAAUUUCCUUAAAGCUCCAAGUUUACGGUAUUUUAUAAUCUGUUAUAAUGUUGUUUCCUCAUCAAAAAACAAACCUGGAGUUGUGUUUUGUUUUAUUCACUUGUUUAACACAUGAACUCUUCAUAUUUAGACUGUUCUUCUCUCUUUAAACUCCGUACACCUUCACUGGGUCAGCCCUGGUAUUUCCAAUUUUUACCGAACAAAAGAUAAAAGGUAGCUGUUCACUUGAAAACAGCUAUCACUGCAUGAAACAGCAUUUUGAGCUCCAGGUGUUUUUGAUCAGCAUUCUAACAUAACAGUCCAUUUUGUGUAAUAUAGGAAUUUUUAUUCUAAACUUUUAUUAUUUUACGC
Periophthalmus magnuspinnatus is the source of this 1913-nucleotide messenger RNA. RefSeq names its product SERTA domain containing 2b (gene sertad2b). Gene Ontology annotation, molecular function: transcription regulator activity. Gene Ontology annotation, cellular component: nucleus. The record is from RefSeq and is a predicted model, not a curated record. The coding region runs from base 218 to 1306 and encodes 362 amino acids. Lineage: Eukaryota; Metazoa; Chordata; Actinopteri; Gobiiformes; Gobiidae. The transcript has 2 exons.